AUGAGCACUGUAGUCAAGCCCCUCCCCUUUGGAAAUAAAUACAUCUUCGACAAAUUGUUAUUCCAGGAGAACUCAUUGUUACUCUCUUCGUAUUUUGAUGUCAUCAUUUCACCGGCACACCUUCCCGAAUUCAAGACAUAUAGCCGAUUACUGGUGGAGUACUUCAUUGCAGAGGGAAGUAUUUGCGACUUGUUCCGCGAGGUUGCGCAACACGACGUCGACCAAAAUACGGUUGAGGUGCACAACUUCAGAACACAAUCGUCCAUUUUAAGGCUAUUUGUGGAGUACUCGACACUCUUUCUAACUGAAUUUGCAAAGAACGCACUCCAAGACGUCCUCCAAAAAUUGAUUCUCGACCAAUCGGUGCAAACGGAAGAGUUGACGAAUUUACUCAAAGGAGGUGUUGCUGAAUCACUCAAAUACAUUCCAAUGCAUGUGAUACGAACAUUACAAAUCAUCGAAGAGGAAGUUGCAAAGAAACAAACAGGCCAGAUCAAGACGACGUGGGUUUAUGUGAACUUAUUCUUCUUAGUCUUUCUCUGUCCAUUGUUAAAUACCCCACAACUGUUUGUCGAGGGGAUUUCUCAGAAGGACAUUUCUCUGAACGAACAGCGAAUUUCACAAUUUUCACAAUUUGUGGCACAAACCAUUCGAAACGGGAAGGGGAUUAAAGGUGUGAGUGUCAUGGUGAACGAAACAAUUGCGUUUUUGAAAGAACCGGUUUCGAUUUCUCUGUCGAAACUGGGGAUUAACAUGGUGGAACAAACGCGACUCCACCCUGCACUGGCUCAAGUGUUUUUGGAUCAUAAAGAUUAUGUGUAUAAUUAUUUGAUCAUUAACGAAAAGAACGUGAAGGUCUCCUCCGUGUUUUUAACAGCUAUCGAACCAUCACAAGUCAAGAUGAAUGAAAUUGAAGCACUGAAGAACCUCGAUCGACUGCUCUUUGCGUAUAACGGAAGGUAUGAAAAAAGGGUGCAAGACGUGUUGAAGGAUAAUAACACACUCUCUGCAUAUAUAUACCAAUUGUCUCAGAAGAUUAAAUACAUAAAUGAACAAAUUGAAGAGGAACUCUUAACUAAACAACGGUUGCAAAGAGAACUUAAGAUGUGUGGAAAGAGCGGGAGAAGCGAAGACUCGCUGUCAAAUAGCAGUAGUAUGAGUAGUUUCACCAAUUGA
Entamoeba invadens IP1 is the source of this 1176-nucleotide messenger RNA. RefSeq lists its product as hypothetical. The coding region runs from base 1 to 1176 and encodes 391 amino acids. NCBI's taxonomy places the organism in Eukaryota, Evosea, Mastigamoebida, Endamoebidae. The transcript has a single exon. The record is from RefSeq and is a predicted model, not a curated record.